Molecule: messenger RNA, 2803 nt
Organism: Hemicordylus capensis (graceful crag lizard)
Lineage: Eukaryota; Metazoa; Chordata; Lepidosauria; Squamata; Cordylidae
Product: 2'-5'-oligoadenylate synthase 1-like
Exons: 9
Coding region: 62-1447 (461 amino acids)
Biological process (GO): regulation of ribonuclease activity
Cellular component (GO): nucleoplasm; membrane; cytosol
Molecular function (GO): 2'-5'-oligoadenylate synthetase activity; double-stranded RNA binding
Source: RefSeq, a predicted model, not a curated record
CCCCUUCAGAUGGGGUGGUGGUGAAAAAGGAUGGUGAGGAGAGCUUGUGGCAUGGCCAGGGAUGUGGGGUCUAAAACCCAAAUCUUACAACUGUGAAAAAUGUGGGAAUGACUUUGUCAGCCGUACAGCUCUGAGGUACCAUUUUAGAGCUAAACAUCUUGGGAAAGUUCACUGCCAAACUUGUGGCACAGAAGUUUUGAGAGCAAGUCCUCAGCACCAUGAGAAGACUGACCAUGAACAGACACAGACUAGCAAUCAGGAAAGGUGCUGGAAUAUGACAUUUCAAAGGGAAAUAAAAUUUGUGGCUAUGGAAACAUCUACAUCCUGUAGAAUGUGCUCCAAGCAAUUUGGAACAGUCCAUGGCAGGGAACACCAUGAGAAACAAGAGCAUCACUUCACUGCGAGCAAAAGAGCUCAAAUGUCCACUGGAUUCAAACCUGAAAACGUCUUGGAGUAUAGAACACCAAUAGAACUAGAGAGAUUUUUGGAAGCAAAACUCCGACCCAUCUCAGGCCCUACAAGGCUAGCCUGUGCAUCAGAAAUAGACAGAAUGAUUGCCUUGAUCAAAGACAGCUUUCCCUUGUCAAUAGCUUUUGUUAUCAAGGGUGGUUCAUAUAUAAAAGGAACUGAUACACAAGAUUGGUCUGAUCUGGACAUAGUUAUUUUUAGCAACGCCUUUGAAGAUUUAGAAGACUGCAAAAGGAGAAUUCCAGAAGUCCUAGAAGAGCUGAGAGAGAGACUGAUAAAAUCUUCAUUGGCAAACAGGCUAGUCUUGCAGAAAAGGACACCAUUUUCCUUGAGGUUCUAUUUUAAAUGUUAUAAAGAUCACCAUGGCCAUUCAUUUGAUGUCCUACCUUGUUAUGAUACGUUUGGGCCUGCAUUAUCAAGAGGUUUAAAAGAGAGCUUUUACCACAAGCUCUACCUCUGCAAUGACAGUGAUCUAAUCCAGCUGUACACGAUGGCCCUGUUGAAGUACCAAGUUGAAUUUGUCAAGGCAUCAACCGAGAGAGUGAAGGACCUCAUGCGUUUAGUCAAGCACUGGUUCAAAACCUCAUUUGCAAAACCAACCAAGGAAAAUAAGUUUCGCAGGCUUCCCUCUUCCUAUGCUAUGGAACUUAUCACUAUCCAUGUCUGGGAGCUGGCUGGGAAACCAAUCUUUUUCAGCUUUGUCCAGGGGAUGAGAGCUGUCCUAAAGCUUUUAGUUAGAUAUCAAGACAUCUGCAUCAUAUGGCACAAACAUUACAGAUCAAAUUCUACAGUUUUCCAAAAGGUGAUUUUGAAGCAAACCAGGCCACUUGUUUUGGAUCCUGCUAAUCCAAACUUGAACAUAUGUGAGAACAGCAAUGCCUGGGAUGAAGUAGCUCAUGUGGCACAACAAAGCCUCCUGAAGCCACUCUUCAAUGGGGUGCAAGCAAAAGAGCCCUGGCUAUUUACAAAUAACUGGUGAAACCAAGCAAGCCUUUGUCUAUAGAAAUUGGCUUCCAGCUUUGAAGCACUGCAAUAGGGAAACCCCAGCGUGAAAACACAAAUGGAAACUGAGAGGCAAAUUACACACUGAAGCUAUUCUCGCGUGCAGUGGCAACUGGGCUAAGGGAGCCCAGCCUGGUUCCCACUGUGUGUGAGAACUGCCGGGAGCUGCUCGGCUCCCAGCGGCACACAGCAGUAAACCCUCUGGGGUAGCCCACUGUUUAACCCGAGUUUCAGGUGCAGGAGCACCUGGAAAGCAAGUUCCUGGAUUGUGUGUCACAGCAGCGCAGCUCCACGCCACAAUGACUCACAAGUAGCUUUCCAACCGGGAGGCUACAACAAGCCUCCCGGCGUCGGGAGGUUCCCCAAAAGACACCACGCACUUGCGCAGUGCCUUAUGGGACUCCCAGGGGCCAGGACCCCGCUACCCCAAUUGGCUCCAUGACAGAGCCAGUAAUCGUCAGCCGCCCAGGGAGGGCUCCCUGAUCGCCUGCAGGGAGAACCACUGGGGUCCAACCCUUCCGGCUCUACACACAGAUCGUGUGUAGUGCCUUAUUAUGUGUCUGCUAUGUGUAAUGAAACCCCAGUGGCUUCUCAUUUGUAAAGCAUCUGUGGGAGGAUAGGAUUGGCCUGGAGUCUCCAGAAACUAGCAUCCAUCUCUGUUGGAUUAUUGAAAGCAGUCCUGGAGAAUUUAAUGGCUCAAUAUUGUGAAAAAUAUUGGAAAACAAUAUUGAGGGGGGGGGAUCUCCAGGAAUAGGUUCAUUCAGAGCUAGCAACCUUAGGGAGGGAAUAGUUUGAAGCAGAGAAGCAGCUGAGGUGAAGGGAGGGGUUGAUCAUUUUGCCAGUCUUAUUUUCAGUGGAACCCUCCCCUAUAAUCUUUAUAAGUCUGAGGGGUUCUAGCCCUACACUUGCAAGGCAAACAUUGGCUUGGACCAUUGGCAGAGAGAAAAGCAGUUUUGGAAGGUGGAGGAGAGUUUCAGAGGAAAGGGGAAAGCAGAUAAAAGAUUAAACACCCUUGAGCCUUCUCUGAUGCAAAUCUCUCCAUCUCUUGAGGGCACUUUGGAAGAAAGAAGGGGCCACUGGGGCCUGAUGAUAUGGGGGCUGCAGUGUGCAAGGUGACAUUUUCUCCUGACAUAGGACUUGCUUGUCUGUAUUCAUUAUUUGUUGAAUAACAACCCAUUCAGCAUCCUUUUUCAAUAAAAUGAACAAAGAUCAGCACUGAUCAGCUACUGAAAAUUUCUGUAAGUGUGUUUUCUGCUCUGAAAGGAGAAACCAAAAGACAAGGCUUGCAUUUAAGUUUUUGUGUUUUUAAAAAGUUGGAGCAAAGGUUGGAACA